This is a messenger RNA of Oryctolagus cuniculus (rabbit), 1630 nucleotides long. NCBI's taxonomy places the organism in Eukaryota, Metazoa, Chordata, Mammalia, Lagomorpha, Leporidae. The record is from RefSeq and is a predicted model, not a curated record.
ACCGGUAAGGAGAUAAAUUAUCGGAAAUAUGGAGUAAAAGCAGGAUGGUAUUGAAGUAAGGCGACUGUGGCUCGAAGGGUGUGCUUUUGCGAUGCUGUUUUCCCAGCGAGGAGGUCCCGGAGCCCGGCGCCUGCUGCCCUGGCUCCUGCUGCUCGCAGCCUGGCGGGCGGGCAGCGCCCAGCUGCGCUACUCGGUCCCCGAGGAGGCCCAGCACGGCACGUUCGUGGGCCGCCUGGCGCAGGACCUGGGGCUGCCGCUGGCCGAGCUGGUGCCGCGCCUGUUCCGGGUGGCGUCCAGGGCCGGCGGGGACCUGCUGGAGGUGAACGUGCAGAACGGCAUCCUGUUCGUGAACGCGCGGAUGGACCGCGAGGCGCUGUGCGGGCGGAGCGCGGAGUGCAGCGUGCACCUGGAGGUGGUGGUGGAGCGGCCGCUGCAGGUGUUCCACGUGGAGGUGGAGGUGAGGGACGUCAACGACAACCCGCCCGUGUUCUCCGUGAAGGAACAAAAGCUCUCCAUACCCGAGUCUAGACUGCUGGACUCGCGGUUUCCGCUAGAGGGCGCGUCGGAUGCGGACGUUGGAGAGAACGCAAUGCUUACUUACAAGCUGGCUUCCAACGAGUUCUUCGUGCUUGAUGUUAUAAAAAAAGAGAACGCGCGCGUGUCGUACUCGCUGGUGGAGCGGCGCGUGGGCGAGCGCCUGCUGUCGAGCUACGUGUCGGUGCACGCGGAGAGCGGGCGCGUGCACGCGCUGCAGCCGCUGGACCGCGAGGAGCUGGAGCUGCUGCGCUUCGAGGUGAGCGCGCGCGACGCGGGCGUGCCGGCGCUGGGCAGCAACGUGACGCUGCAGGUGUUCGUGCUGGACGAGAACGACCACGCGCCGUGGGUGCUGCCGCGGGGCGCGGGCGGGCCGGCGAGCGAGGCGGUGCCGGUGUGGGUGUCGCGGUCUGCGGGCGCGGGCCACGUGGUGGCGAAGGUGCGCGCGGUGGACGCGGACGCCGGCUACAACGCGUGGCUGUCCUACGAGCUGCAGGCGGCGCCGAAUGGGGCGGCGUCGGGCGGCGCGCGCCUGCCGUUCCGCGUGGGGCUGUACACGGGCGAGAUCAGCACGACGCGCAGCCUGGACGAGGCGGACUUGGCGCGCCAGCGGCUGCUGGUGCUGGCGCCGGCGGCGGCGUCCUCGCGGGCGGCGGCGGCGGCGGGAGUGGCGGGCGUGGCGGCGGCGGCGGGCGGCGCGGCGGCGCUGCUGGACGUGAACGCGUCCCUGAUCGUGGCCAUCUGCGCCGUGAGCAGCCUGCUGGUGCUGACGCUGGUGGUGUGGACGGCGCUGCGGUGCUGGGCGCCGGCGGCGGAGGGCGCGUGCGGGCCGGGGCAGCCUGCGCUGGUGUGCGCGAGCGCGGUGGGGAGCUGGUCGUGCUCGCAGCGGAGGCGGCAGCGGGUGAGCGGCGGCGAGGGCGCGCCCAAGGCUGACCUCAUGGCCUUCAGUCCCGGCCUUCCUCCUGGUCCAGAAAGCGAGGAUGGAAUGAAUGUGGACGUUGACCACUCCGGCAAAGGUCAUUCAGAGUUAUAUCGCCCUGAUUAUGAGAUUUCAGUCUUCAAAUUCAGCUCUCCUCUUGAAAUUCUUGACCAAUAA